Messenger RNA from Polistes canadensis, 4968 nucleotides. RefSeq names its product DNA topoisomerase 2 (gene Top2). Gene Ontology annotation, molecular function: DNA binding; ATP binding; DNA topoisomerase type II (double strand cut, ATP-hydrolyzing) activity. Gene Ontology annotation, biological process: resolution of meiotic recombination intermediates; sister chromatid segregation; DNA topological change. The transcript is spliced from 24 exons. NCBI's taxonomy places the organism in Eukaryota, Metazoa, Arthropoda, Insecta, Hymenoptera, Vespidae. Gene Ontology annotation, cellular component: nucleus. The record is from RefSeq and is a predicted model, not a curated record. The coding region runs from base 365 to 4885 and encodes 1506 amino acids.
AACGAUAGUAGCGCCAAAGUGGCAGUUGGUGGCAACGAUUGCAACGAAGAAGAAUUGUAUUUGUAGCUAUUUGUUGGAAUUUAUUACAAGAAAAUAAUCUAAGGGCCUCAUUUAGUUUAAAUAAUAUCUCUUAAUUCACAUACACAAAUAUAUCAUUGAAAUAUAUUAAAAGAUAUAGAAUAGGAUUAGAUCGGGGUGAGUGUACCGGAUGAAUAUCAGUGCCUGUGCUAUGCCAAUCAUUAAUUAUAACCACAAUGAAUAGUAUCGUGUGAUUAUAUUACUUUCCGUUAUCAACGUUACUACGCGAUACGAAUUUCUCAAGUAAAUGAACUAAAGAUAUAUAGAAACAUAUCACAUUAAAAAAAUGAGUACAGCUAUCGAAAAUGGAGGUCAAGCUAGUAAUGCCAAGAAGAAAACCAUCGAAGGUAUUUAUCAGAAAAAAACACAAUUGGAGCAUAUUCUUUUGCGUCCAGAUACAUACAUCGGAUCGGUUGAAAGUACCACAGAACUUAUGUGGGUUUUCGAUAAGGAAAAAGAAAUGAUGGUACAGAAGGAUAUUAAAUUUGUUCCUGGAUUGUAUAAAAUAUUUGAUGAGAUUUUGGUUAACGCUGCUGAUAACAAACAACGUGAUCCAAAAAUGGAUACUAUUAAGAUUGAUAUUGAUGCAGAGAAUAACACCAUAUCUGUCUGGAAUAACGGAAAAGGUAUUCCUGUUGUAAUACAUAAGGAAGAGAAUAUGUAUGUACCCACUAUGAUUUUUGGUCAUUUAUUAACAUCAUCAAAUUACGACGACGAGGAGGAAAAAGUUACAGGAGGAAGAAAUGGCUAUGGUGCAAAACUGUGUAAUAUUUUUAGUCAUCGUUUCACUGUUGAAACCGCAUCUAAGGAAUAUAAAAAAAGUCUAAAACAAACAUGGGGCGAUAACAUGGGAAAAGCCAGUGAACCUCGAAUUAAAGAUUUUCACGGGGAAGAUUUUACAAAGGUAACAUUUUCUCCAGAUUUAUCCAAAUUCAAAAUGGAUUCUUUAGAUGCAGACAUAGUAGCUCUCAUGUCGCGUAGAGCGUACGACGUAGCAGCAUCUACAAGAGGAGUGAAAGUUUAUCUUAAUGGAGUUAGAGUACCUGUAAAGAAUUUUAAAGAUUACAUUGACUGUUAUAUUAAAGGAAAGGAAGAUGAUUCUGGUAACCCUUUAAAAAUUGCUUAUGAAGCUUGCGGAGCUCGUUGGGAAGUAGCGGUUACUUUAUCCAACAAAGGUUUCCAACAAAUGUCAUUUGUAAAUAGUAUUGCAACGACAAAGGGAGGCAGACACGUAGACCAUGUUACAGAUUUGAUAGUUAAACAACUAACAGAAACAUUAAAGAAGAAAAAUAAAGCUGGGAUCACCAUAAAACCAUUCCAAAUCAAAAAUCAUUUGUGGAUUUUUAUUAAUUGUCUCAUCAAUAAUCCUUCAUUCGAUUCGCAGACUAAGGAACACAUGACUUUGCAACAAAAAAGUUUUGGUUCUAAAUGCGUAUUAAGCGAUAAAUUCAUCACAGCCGUAAUGAAAACUGGCAUCGUAGAAUCUGUCUUAACAUGGGCCAAAUUUAAGGCUGACAGCCAACUACAAAAAUUGGGACCUAAAUCAAAACAGAGAAAACUUCAAGGUAUUCCUAAGUUGGAAGAUGCUAAUGAUGCUGGAACAAAUAAAUCAUUAGAGUGUACCCUAAUAUUAACUGAGGGAGAUUCAGCUAAAACGAUGGCUGUAUCAGGAAUAUCUUCUGUAGGUAGAGAUAAGUAUGGCAUAUUUCCAUUACGUGGUAAAAUAUUGAAUGUAAGAGAAGCAACGCACAAACAAAUAUUAGAAAAUGCUGAAAUCAAUAAUUUGAUAAAAAUUCUUGGUCUUCAAUAUAAAAAAAAGUAUGAAACCCGGGAUGAUCUUAAAACGCUUCGUUAUGGUAAAAUGAUGAUCAUGACUGAUCAGGAUCAGGAUGGUUCUCAUAUUAAGGGUCUUUUAAUUAACUUUAUUCAUCACAAUUGGCCAUCUUUACUAAAACUAAAUUUCAUCGAAGAAUUCAUUACACCAAUUGUGAAAGUAUCAAAAGGAAAUCAAGUACUAUCGUUCUUUUCGUUACCAGAAUUUGAAUCGUGGAAGAAGGAAACAGAUAAUUUUCAUACGUAUAAAAUCAAAUACUACAAAGGUUUGGGUACUUCUACUGCCAAAGAGGCAAAGGAGUACUUUGAAAAUAUGGCAAGGCACAGAAUUAGAUUUCGAUAUGACGGUGAUCAAGAUGAUCAAAAUAUAAUCAUGGCAUUUAGUAAAAAAUGUGUAGAUCAACGUAAGGAGUGGUUAGUGAAUCAUAUGGACGAAACAAAGAGACGAAAAGAAAUUGGUUUAGGUGAACGUUAUCUUUAUGAAAAAGAUACUCGUACUGUAUCUUUUUCAGACUUUAUUAAUGUUGAAUUAGUACUGUAUAGUAAUUAUGAUAACGUAAGAUCUAUACCCAGUAUGGUAGAUGGUUUUAAACCUGGUCAAAGAAAAGUACUUUUUACAUGUUUGAAACGUAACGACAAACGUGAAGUUAAAGUUGCACAAUUAGCUGGUUCGGUAGCGGAACAUUCCGCUUAUCAUCACGGUGAAGUGUCCCUUAUGGCUACCAUCAUUAACUUAGCUCAAAAUUUUGUCGGAAGUAACAAUAUUAAUGUACUUCAGCCUAUUGGUCAAUUUGGUACGAGACUUACAGGAGGAAAAGAUGCUGCAAGUGCUCGAUACAUUUUCACAAUGCUUAGUCCACUAGCAAGAUUCAUAUUUCAUAAACACGAUGAUCCACUUCUUGCACAUGAAUAUGAUGAUAAUCAAAAAAUUGAACCAGUAUACUACAUUCCUGUAAUACCAAUGUUAUUGGUGAAUGGUGCGGAUGGUAUCGGUACGGGAUGGAUGACCAAAAUUCCAAAUUAUAAUCCUCGCGAAAUUAUAGAAAAUUUGUAUCGUAUGAUGGAUGGUGGAGACCCUAAACCAAUGAUACCAUACUACAAGAAUUUUACCGGUGUGAUAGAAAGUUUUGGGGAUUAUCGUUAUAUUUUUAGUGGAGAAAUUUCUAUAAUAGGACCAGAUAAAGUAGAAAUUACAGAACUUCCAAUUGGAAUGUGGACACAAACUUAUAAAGAGACAGUAUUAGAACCUAUGUUACACGGUACCGAGAAAACACCUGCAAUUAUUACAGAUUAUAAAGAAUAUUACACGGAUACUACUGUACAUUUUAUAGUAAUUUUAAAUCGUGAUAAGUUACUCGAAUUAGAAAGAGAUGGUCUGCAUAAAGCUUUCAAAUUGCAAUCGACAAUGUCGAUAACAUCUAUGUGCGCAUUUGAUGAAAAUCGUUGUCUUCAGAAAUAUGAUAGCGUUACUCAAAUAUUAAAGAAUUUUUACAAAAUUAGAUUGGAUGCGUAUCACAAAAGGAAAGAUUACUUAGAAGGUAUCUUGCAAGCAGAAUCAGGAAAAUUAUCAAAUCAAGCUCGCUUCAUUUUAGAAAAAUGUGAUGGUUCUUUGGUGAUUGAAAAUAAAAAGAAAAAGGAUAUGAUAGCUGAAUUGAUAAGACGUAAUUACGAAUCUGAUCCUGUAGUUGCAUGGAAGUUAACUCAAAACAGAGAAGGUGUCUUGGAAGAUGAAGAGGAGGUAGUUGCUGAAGAAUUAACUGAAGAUGAACCACCACCUUCGUCGACUACAAUACAAAAAGAAAAUUUCGAUUAUCUUUUGGGUAUGACUUUGUGGUCGUUAACGAAGGAAAAAAAAGAUGACCUCUUACGUCAAAGGGAUGAAAAAUUAGCGGAAUUAAAAAGAUUGCAAGCUCGUACCCCUAUUUCUCUUUGGAGGGAAGAUUUGGAUAAUUUAUUGGCUGAAUUAAAUAAAGUCGAAGAGAAAGAAAAAAAAGAAGAAAAUAAAUCACGUCAAAAUAUGAAAAAGCCACCAGCUAAAUUUUAUAAGCAAGAGGAUACUCGUAGAAUAACUCCUGUUAUCGAUACCGAAUUAAAAAAGAAAAUAGAAAAAGCAGAUAUCGUAUCUAAGGACAAGAAAGAAGGAAUUAAGAGACAACCAAAAAUAAAGAAAGAAGUACCCGAAGAGAAAGAUGAAUAUGAUAUUCUUGUAGAUUCGACUAAAGGUAUCAAUGAAAAGCUCAAUAUUAAAACUGAGAAAAAACCAGGUGCUAAAAAAGGAACGAAACAAACAACAUUGUCAUUUAAACCUUUGAAAAAACCCAAGAAAAAGGAUUCUGAUUCCGAUAGUAAUGAAUUUGACAGUAACGCAAUUGAUUUUCAUAGUAUUUCUCCAGUGCGUUCACCGCGAAGAGCAGCUGCAUCUAAAAGAAACUAUGCUGUUAGCAGUGACGAAUCGGAUGCUGUUAGUGAAAAUCUUUAUAAUAUGUCGUCCGAUUCUGAACAAGUAAAAAAGUUGCCAAAAUCUGCAAUAACGCUCAGCGAUUCGGAUGAUGAUUUUAAAAUGGAUAAGAAACCACCGCCACCUAAAUCAAGUCCAGAAGAACUUUUUGAUAGUUUAGUUGGAAAUACUCCAGACAAAUCACAAAAACCUAUAUCUUCUUCCGGUGAAGAUUCUUCUUUGAUAAUGUUUACACUACCAAAAAAAGUUCCAUCAAAGAAAAAGGCAGAAAAUGGAGGAGGUGCGAAGCCAGUUAAGCGUCAAUUGAAGAAAAAACUCAAAUCUUCUGAUUCUGAAACAGAUGAUAAUAUAUUAGCGAGUAAAGUGAAAUCCAAAAAACGAAGGAAGAAAUCAGACUCUGAAAGUGACAAUACCUCGGAAGCAUCGCCUAUAGUACCGCCAAGAAAGAACAGUGCACGUAAUCGUAAACCAGUUUCUUACGCACUUAAAUCAGACGAGGAAAGUGAUUCCGACUAAAUUUCUAUUAACGCGGUAUAAAUUUGUCAAAACAGAACUGUAAAUUACGAAGACUGCCUAUAUAAAUUAAUAAGGUGAGAGAA